This is a messenger RNA of Contarinia nasturtii (swede midge), 2221 nucleotides long. RefSeq names its product cell division control protein 45 homolog (gene Cdc45). Gene Ontology annotation, biological process: double-strand break repair via break-induced replication; mitotic DNA replication preinitiation complex assembly; DNA replication initiation. The record is from RefSeq and is a predicted model, not a curated record. Gene Ontology annotation, cellular component: DNA replication preinitiation complex. The transcript is spliced from 2 exons. NCBI's taxonomy places the organism in Eukaryota, Metazoa, Arthropoda, Insecta, Diptera, Cecidomyiidae. The coding region runs from base 341 to 2020 and encodes 559 amino acids. Gene Ontology annotation, molecular function: DNA replication origin binding; chromatin binding; single-stranded DNA binding.
AAUUUGACAACUAACACCUGAACGCAGACGAGGACAAAAGACACCAUCAACUAUGUUUAUUGUACAAAAGAACGACGAAUAAACUCGAAUUCUUCAAUAGUUAAUUUUAAAGAAUCAACAAUAAACUACAUUUUAAUCACGCUCAAACAAAACUUGAUCGAAUAAUACGGUGAAAAUUUCCAAAGCGAUAACCUGCACGAUGUUGUUGUUAGACCAAUAGACGCGAACAACGUGAAUUUUGCAACGCAUUUCACAAGCUGCAGUAAAUAAAAGGCUUCAGCGAAACACAAAAAACCCCGUUCGUAUUUUGAAGAGUGACCAAAUUUGUGACGACCACAACAUGUUUAUUCACGAUUUAAAAAGCGAUUUUUAUAAUAUUUUACGCGGCAAACGAAUUUUGGUGAUUGUUAACUAUGACAUCGACGCAAUAUGUGCGAGUAAAAUUCUGCAAACGCUAUUUCGCUACGAUCACAUGGUGUAUUCAAUUGUGCCGAUCAUGGGAAUUGCUGGACUAAAGCGUGCUUAUGACGAGAAUAAAGGCGACGUUAAAUAUGUGCUGUUAAUCAAUUGUGGUGUCUGUUUGGAUAUUGUUGAAUUGUUGCUACCAGAUGAAGAUGUUACUUUUUUUAUAUGUGAUUCACAUCGACCGAUGGAUGUUUGUAAUAUUUACAGUGAUUCUCAGAUAAAAAUAUUCGGCGAACCAAGCGGUGAGGAGGGAAUUCCUACAUUCGAUGCACUGUUUCGUGACGAUGACGAUAGCGAAGAUGAAAACGGCGACGACGAUAAUUCGGAUAAAGAAAAUGGAGAAGCUUCAAAUCGAGCCGAUCGAGUCGAACAACAAAUACUGAAACGACGAGAGAAGCGGCAAUGGGAGGAGAAUCGCAAUAAAAUCCUCUUCGAUUACACACAAUACAGCUAUUAUGGCCGAAGUUCGGCCAUCAUUCUAUUUGAGCUUGCCUGGAAACUGAGCCGAGACUCAAUGGAAUUGCUGUGGUGGGCAAUUGUCGGAUUGACCGAACAAUUGGUAAUGGAAAAAAUUGAGAGUAGCUCAUACGUGUUGGAAAGCGAUAAAAUUCAAUCGCAUGUAUCCCGUUUAACAAAUAAGGCGAGCGAUCAAUCGGUACAAUCGGCGAUUAAAAUUCACUUUGAAAAGGAUUUACAUUUGGCAUUGUAUCGACACUGGAGUGUCUAUGAAUCGUUGCGCAAUUCCAAGUAUUCGGCAUGCAAAUUAAAAUUGUGGACGACGCGUGGUGAGAAACGUGUUCAUGAGCUUUUAGUUGAAAUGGGAUUGCCACUUGCACAGGCCAAACAACAGUACAGUUCAAUGGAUAUGAUGUUGCGCAAUGAAUUUUAUCAAAUGAUCGAACGAUUGGCAGAAAAAUACCAGAUUGGUGACAUUGUUUAUGGUUCGUUCACCCUUCAAUAUGGUUAUCGUAACAAAUUUUCAGCGGCCGAUUUUGUGUAUGCAACCAUUGCGAUUUUGGAGUCAAUUCGAAAGGAUCGAACACCGGAACAUUGUUUUCUUGAAGCGCUCGACAGUUUAUCACGCAACAAUAAACAAAUACUCGAUGCAGGCAUUGAACAAGCAAAACAAUUUUUGUGUGCCGUUUUUAAACUUGUGCAAUCUGCACUGCAGGCCAAUCAGGUUCGAUCAGCUGGACCAUUUUUGUAUUUUGUCUUGAACGAGGAAAAUCCAUACUUUUCCUGUCCGCAUGGUCUAUCAAUUUUAGCAAAAUUUUUACUCGAAAGUUAUGUGUCGAUGUCUCGGAGUAAAAAAGCAAUCGAACAAGCAAUGAUUGUGUGUUGUCCAGUUGAUUUAGACAUGGGAAUCUAUUUGAUAAUUGGCAUUCCGCCCGUAUGUGAAGAUUCGCCGAAAAACUUUUUCGGCAAAGCAUUCGAACAAGCAGCAGCAAAUACCAGCGCAUCGGUGUCAUUAGAUUUCUUCGAAAGUUCAAUUGCCCAAAUUAGACAAAGCGAUUUAACAAAAUUCUUGGACGGAUUAACCGUUUUACUGAGCUAAUUCGCUGUAUUACCAAUUCGAAUCGUUACAUCGUUAUUUAUUUAGCAUUUUAAGACAAUCAUUUAGUAAAUACAAACAAAUAGACUUUGAUUACAAACAUUAACGUGUAACAAAUAGCCCGUGGCUUGUAUAUUUUCUAAUUUCAAACAAACUACUCUUAAGCACACAAUAAAUAGACUUUUAAGAUUUUCAUAUCAUUUC